Messenger RNA from Morchella sextelata, 2922 nucleotides. RefSeq lists its product as uncharacterized. Bases 1 to 2922 code for a protein of 973 amino acids. Gene Ontology annotation, molecular function: telomeric repeat DNA binding; Hsp90 protein binding. Gene Ontology annotation, biological process: telomere maintenance via telomerase; protein stabilization. Gene Ontology annotation, cellular component: cytosol. The record is from RefSeq and is a predicted model, not a curated record. Lineage: Eukaryota; Fungi; Ascomycota; Pezizomycetes; Pezizales; Morchellaceae. The transcript is spliced from 5 exons.
AUGGAAGGUCUUCUUAUACCUAUGCGAACAACCUCAACUCCUCGAGAUGAGCCUCUCAUAACAAUCUCCAAGCCUUCUCAAAGCGCUCCACCACAGUUAACGACUGUUCCUUCUCCAGCAUCGCUAUCAACACUUGACGAUAUACUGGCCACCCUGCGUUCAAAACCUUCCUCCGAAACUCUCUCACAGGUUCUUAACCUACUAGUUCCUAGUACUGACAUAAAUUCUUUUGAUAUCAGCACGCCCUCACCCAAAGCUUCGCAGGUCGUGAAAGCACUUCUCGAACUAACCGUCCCAGAUUUCUGGAGCAUUAUCUCAAAAUCUGGACGCUCAAAGUUAAUAUCAUGUCUUCGAUCCAUUACAGGCCUGGGUGGUAUCAUUGCACGUCUAAGAUUCCUCAUUAAAUCCACCGAUUCACAGCCAGGUGUGAAGGGACAAAUCGAGGAGCUCUUAGAUUUACUACAGGGUAUUCUAGGACAAAACGGGAUUGUGCAUGGAAUAUGGGUAUCUGGCGGCGUUGGAGGAGAUGGACAGAGGGGGGUUGUAUGGAAGGAAUUUGUUACAUUGGCUGCAGGAGGGAAAUUACUAUCUAUUGCGGCAGAAGGAGAGAAUAUACUUGGUAAGGGAGGUAGGGAGAGAUGGGUAGGGGAUGGAAAGCUGUAUACGACGUGGCUAGGUAGAGAGAUAUCUAGAGCCAGUACAAAAAUUGAUAAUGAGGAGGAUGAGGAAGAGUGGAAGGCCUUGGCAGUAUUACUGGGGAGAGGCUUUGGUUUAGGCUAUUCUGAUGACCUAGUGGAAUCCCUAACAUACUACCAUAUUACCCUCAAUACCCUCCCAAAACUUCAUCGACUCCUUUCUCAGCUUCUAUCUCAUGAAAAACGCACGUAUCUAUCUUCCCUCUUGCGUAUUCUCUCAAGAAAACAUCUUUUCAAUCCUCAACUUUUCCAAAGCCUCGAAGACCCUUCCGAAAACCCGACCGGACCAGACACCUUCGAUGCUCAAUGGUGGAAGUCCGACGCUCCUGUGGUCUCACAAAUUGCAGCUCUUCUUAAUAUCAUAUUAGGUAGUGACACAACCUACCGUGAUCUAGUAGUAGAUUGGUUGGUUUCCAGUAAUGGCGGCGGAGUAGGAGAGCCAAUAGGUAUAAGGAGAGCACUGGUCGCAGUAUUGAAUGAGGAUCAGGAUGUGCUCAAGGGUCUGCUAGAAAAAAGUAUGAUAAUCUUUGGAGAUAGUGUUUGGAUCCGGCACACGCCGAUUAUGAGGCAGGAAGUAAAUGUCCAGUUACUCCUUCUCCUUUCUGGAUACGCGCAUCGUCACCUCCCUCAAUACCUACACCGUCUCGCUCGCUCUUCACCAUUCCUGAAUGGAGUAUCGAACCGACUAGCUGCAUCAUCUAUUCGCGCUAGGUUUUUAGGAAUGAUAGUUGGGGAGUCACUGUCAGGAUUAACAGAUAAAGAUGGGAAGCCCAUGGAUUUUGGAGUGACAGAGACUGCAAGUGAGGAGGCGAGGUGGUGGAAAAGCAUUGUUGGGAUUCAAGAUAGUGUCAGUGAUGCCGGCGAAGUUAUUAAAUUGGUGCAAGGAGGAGAAAUUGCUGUGAGAAAGAGAAAGCGGGACGCGGAGGUGAAGCCGAAAAUACAGAGCAAGGUGAUGGUGGUUGAGGAGGUCGAAAGUGAAGAGGAGGAGGAAGAGGACGACGAGUUCCAACCGUACCCAAAACCUGAUUCAGAUGCCGAAGACUCCGACGAGGACCCAACAUUGAUCAAUCGCAAAAAGGAUACGGCGCCAAUUUACAUCCGUGACCUCCUCCUUUACCUGAGAUCCACAGACUCCUACGACCGCCAGCUCCUCGCCCUUCAAUCUUCUGCCGCAUUGAUUCGACGUAAAGCCAACUUUGGAAAGGAACUUUCUGACCAUUGUUCAGAACUUGCGAGCCUUUUAACUGGCCUAAACGAUAAAUUCGAGAUGGAAAACUUCCAAGAGAUGCGAAUGCAGGCGCUCAUUGCACUCGUAGUUUCCUCACCCGUCUUAGUUGGUGGACUGCUUGCCCGUGGGUUCUUUGAAGGCGACUACUCGCUCGGUCAGCGCGCAGCAAUGGCAUCUGCUAUCGGUAUGGGGGCUAGGGAGCUAGCGGGCUGUGAUGACGGAGACUUACCACUGAGUGUGGAAAGUGCUAAGGGGAAAUCGGCAGAGUUAUUCCCGUCGAAGAUGCUACCCGGAUUAAUGCAUAAUCAGUGGAUCAAAGGAAAACCUAAUCCAUUAGACAGGAUUGCUGGCGGUAUGGAGAAGAUGAUGAUUUCCCCCAUGGCAGCGGAGGCGGCAGAUAAGGUGACCGGCCCGAAUAUACUCAAGGUUCGAACAUUUAGUAGUCGAAUCGAAGUAGAGAAGCGCCGAGUGAAGCCGGCGGAGAAUAAGCUUGGAAAGGUAGUGGCCGAAGCAUUUUUUUUCCCGUUGACGGGGAGGUGGUGGGGUGCGUUGAAGGAUUUUGGUGGCCGUGGAAUCCACUUUGAGCCAUUCCUAUUGACUCUAUUUCUCAAAACACUCUCUAUAAUACUCCACGCAACCGGCUCCUCUGCUGUUGCGCUUCCGCAGAUGACCUCUGAGUUGUGGGAUCUUUUGUUUUCUUUGCGGAACCAUAGUUUCCCCACCUCAAAUGACAGUAGUGUCCAAGAGGCCGUGCUCUUUGCACUUCUUACACUACUAGAAGUUAACACGUCGAAUGACAACGGCCGUAGGCUAGCAGAUGAACACGCAAAAGAGCUUCUGGAAACACAAGAGUGGGUUUCAGGAAUCAUGGAAAGUGGACAGUUGGGCGAGGAGGAGAAGGGAAGGAUUUUGGCUGCGAGUGUGAUAGUUAGGAUCAGAGGAAUUGUAGAUGCCUAUCAGAGGAGAUUGAUGGGAGAAAUGUUAAGUUUGGAGGCGUAA